AAAAUUUUGCUAAUUUUUUCCUUUCUGCAAUUAAAAAUUCAUUAACAACCAUCACCGGCAGCUUAAUUCCAUAGCCAACAGUGUUAAUUACCAAGUUUCGACAAACAUCCGGCCCCAGAUUGUGUAUUUGUGCUCGAAAACCCAGCAGCCAAACAGUGUACAAUGGCCAGACACCAUGUUCGGUCGUGGUUUUUUUCGUUUUAUUGCGAAAACUGUGCACGAAAAACGCAGUAAGAUGUAACCGAGGAAUUCUAAUUGUAAGCAAGCAGCCGAAAUACAUUUUAGGGUAUAGUUAUGGGGGCUAAACUAAGUACUACGAAUGAGGGCUCGCAGAGCCCCAGAACAAGGGCCUUUUCUACUAGCAGCAGCACCGAAGUGGUUGCUUCUCCUGGUUUUAGGUUUAUGAGAUCGUUGGGAAUGGAAAAUGAUAGACAACGUGCCAGGUCUCUCUCCAGCGUUCCAGACCUCCACGGUACUUCGGCCAGCGAUUCCCAUCACACAGAAAACGGUGGUCCCAAUUUAGGAGGCGAAGGCUCAAUCGCUGGUAGUCCAGGAGCUGAUACAGACAGUAGCGCAGGAGAAGAAGGGGCUCAAGGCGGUCUAAUAGGACACUCCGCAGCGGCCGCUUUAACUAGAGUUUAUGCCGCUCAUUCUUUGCCUGGCCACAUAUGGAGUCUGAACGGUAUAAAAUGUCCAGUUUGCAGCAAAUUUGUGGUUCCGGACGAUAUAGAGUGCCAUCUUGUCAUGUGCCUGACGAAACCUCGCCUUUCUUACAACGAAGACAUAUUAACAGACGACAAAGGCGAAUGCGUAAUUUGCCUGGAAGAGCUCAAUCAAGGAGAUGUGAUUGCUAGGUUGCCAUGUCUAUGUAUAUAUCAUAAAUCGUGUAUAGACCAAUGGUUUGAAGUGAACCGAUCCUGUCCGGAACACCCUGGAGACUAGCAACAACAAAACUUGUGAGGAGUGAAUGGUUGUAAUAUAAAAUUUGUACAUACUGUGUAAAAUAGGUAUUGACUAGUACGAUAAAGGAACCAGACUGCUAUAAUUAUUAUGUGAGGAACUCUAAUCAUUAGGAUUCAUUUUUAAUAAUGGGUAAUUUAAGUGUACUUUGAAAAACAAUUAUCUAAUUUUUUUUUGAAUAAGUGCGCGGCCCCGUAAGAAUUGGAUGGUAAGAGAAAGGCUCUGAGUCACAGAUGUAAAAAAAAAAUACCAAAGAUUUGUUUGUUAAUUAAUUAUUCUUGACUUUUAAGCUUGAUAAAUAAAUACCUAUUUGACCAAUGAUAUCUAAACUUAGAGUCAAAAGUUACAAUUACUUAGUGAGAUCUAAAUUAGGGUGCUAUUACGUUGGGGGUUUUGUUAAGGUUGAAUACGGGCGCCCAAUUGAAAGUGUAGCGUUUUCUUUUUUUCGUUUGCCUACUACUGUGGUGGUGCCAUAUUUUAUAAUAAAAAAAAAAAUGUUAUUACUACCCCUCUUUAAUGUGUAUGAUAUAGUUAUUAGUUUAAAAAAAUAAAAAGUGAUAUGUUUACAAUGAUUUGUAUAUUUUUUGGUUUCAGUUAGAGCGCCAUCUGUUAAGUCUUUUCUAUU
Ceutorhynchus assimilis (cabbage seed weevil) is the source of this 1585-nucleotide messenger RNA. The record is from the annotation of a GenBank genome assembly. Lineage: Eukaryota; Metazoa; Arthropoda; Insecta; Coleoptera; Curculionidae.